AUGUUUACCGGAAUGCGUAAUUCAACAUGGGGCUUUCGGCCGAAAACUGCUCACUGCCAAGAGGCACACCAUGGUUAUCUAAAGCGAGCAACCACAGAACAACUAUUGGAAGUGUUCAACAAAUAUGCCACUGUCGAGAAGCACGGCGAAAAAUACAUCAAUUCUGUAGACUUCAUAAAAAAUUACAUUGGUAUAUUGAAUGAACCGUCCAGUGACUUGGGUUCUUUACGACUGUUGAGUGGAAUUGUUGAUACUAACAAAGAUGGACUCAUUUCAUUUGCGGAAUUUCAAGCGUUUGAAAGUUUACUGUCUGAACCAGAUGCUUUAUAUAAAGUUGCGUUUCACUUGUUUGAUAUAAAUGGCAAUGGAGAGAUUUCCUAUGAUGAAUUUGUAUUAGUUAUUAAAAAAACUGAGCUGUACUUAAAAAUACCUUUCAAUUUGGAUAGUCAAUUUAUGAAAUUGUAUUUUGGAGAGAAGAAAAAUCGGCUUAUUAACUAUUCAGAAUUCGCUCAAUUUUUACAUGAUUUUCAUGAAGAAUGUGGAACUGAAAUUUUUCGUAUUUUUGAUAAAUCCGGUUCUGGUUUCAUAUCUGCAAAUGAUUUUCAAGAAAUAAUGCUUUUGUCCAAAAGCCAUUUAUUAACUAGCGGUGUCCGAGAUAACUUAUUACCAGCUGCAGGAGGAGGUCAAGGAGUACAUCGUGUUAGUUUUCCAUAUUUUAUGGCUUUCAUAUCACUUUUAAACAACAUGGAACUUGUCAAGCGUAUUUAUUUAAAUGCCAGUAAUGAAAAUCGGAAUCGAGAAGUUACUAAAGAUGAAUUUUUGUAUUCUACUCAAGUUAUGUCUCAAAUUACUCCGUUAGAAGUUGAUAUAUUAUUCACUCUAUGCCAUUUAUUACAUCAAAGAGCUGGCAAGAUUAUUUACAAUGACUUACAAUCAAUAACACCAGAACAAUACUAUAAAGAAAUACAUAAUCGUAGAAUAGCUGAAAUCCAUGCAGUAUCUAGUCCAUCUGAUAGAGGAGUUUUUAUUCAAGUUUUGGAGAGCUUGUACCGUUUCACCCUGGGCUCUAUAUCUGGAGCUAUUGGUGCCACAGCAGUAUAUCCAAUUGAUUUGGUUAAAACUAGAAUGCAAAAUCAAAGAGCUGGUUCAUUUAUUGGUGAACUCAUGUACAGAAACAGUUUUGAUUGUUUUAAAAAAGUAAUAAGACAUGAAGGAAUUUUUGGACUUUAUCGUGGUCUAUUGCCUCAGCUGAUAGGUGUUGCUCCUGAAAAAGCAGCAAAGCUCACAGUUAAUGAUUUAGUGCGAGAUAAAUUACGUCAAGAAAAUGGAGAUUUAGCUGUUUCUUCUGAGAUUAUUGCUGGUGCUUGUGCAGGAUUUUCUCAAGUUAUAUUUACCAACCCGUUAGAAAUAGUAAAAAUUCGUUUACAAGUUGCUGGUGAAAUAGCAUCUACAAAAAAAUUGAGUGCUAUAACUGUUAUUAAAGAAUUAGGUUUCUUUGGCUUGUAUAAGGGAGCUAAAGCUUGUUUCCUACGAGACAUACCUUUUAGCGCUAUCUACUUUCCAGCAUACAAUCAUGUAAAACAGGCUUUUGCUGAUGAAAAAGGUUAUAAUCAUCCAUUAUCACUGUUAGCUGCCGGUUGUAUAGCUGGUGUUCCGGCUGCAUCAUUAGUGACACCAGCAGAUGUUAUAAAAACUCGGCUGCAGGUUGUGGCACGAAAGGGCCAAACUACUUAUAAUGGUUUGGUGGAUUGUGCCAUCAAAAUUUACAAUGAAGAAGGACCUAGGGCAUUUUGGAAAGGAACUGGCGCUCGUGUAUUCCGGUCUUCGCCACAAUUCGGAGUGACACUUUUGUCUUAUGAAAUUCUACAAAGAUUGUUUUAUGUAGAUUUUGGAGGCUCGCGCCCAUCUGGUUCAGAAAAAUUAGUUUCAGUACAAGGUGCUGGUGAUGGAAUAACUCCUUCAAAUCCAGAUCAUAUUGGAGGUUAUCAUGCAGUGCUUCCGAUAUUAGAAGGAAUAGAGUCUAAAUUUGGUCUCGUAUUUCCUAAAAUUAAAUCAGAGAAAUAAUCAUAUCAUACAGGCUGUUACACAUACAUUCUGAACAUUUAAUAAUAAUUGUUAUUUGUGAUAUUAAUAUUUUUAUCUCCAUACAAUUUAUUGUUUUUCAAUUCA
Messenger RNA from Myzus persicae (green peach aphid), 2169 nucleotides. It is a transcript of the gene aralar1, whose product is annotated as calcium-binding mitochondrial carrier protein Aralar1. Gene Ontology annotation, molecular function: L-glutamate transmembrane transporter activity; calcium ion binding; L-aspartate transmembrane transporter activity. NCBI's taxonomy places the organism in Eukaryota, Metazoa, Arthropoda, Insecta, Hemiptera, Aphididae. Bases 1 to 2064 code for a protein of 687 amino acids. The record is from RefSeq and is a predicted model, not a curated record. The transcript has 16 exons. Gene Ontology annotation, biological process: malate-aspartate shuttle; L-glutamate transmembrane transport; aspartate transmembrane transport.